AUGGAGAACAACAGUAAAUUUGACAGUCCCACCAAUAUCUCCUUAGCCAACAAUGACUUGGUUUACAGCAUGGUCGAGUAUAAAGUCAUCUCAGUGUUCCUGGUCUUGUUGAUCUGUGGGAUUGGUAUUAUCGGAAACAUUAUGGUAGUUCUGGUGGUGUUCAUCACACGAGACAUGAGGACACCUACCAAUUGUUACCUGGUCAGCCUGGCCGUGGCAGACUUAAUGGUGUUGGUGGCGGCUGGAUUACCCAAUGUCUCUGACAGCUUGGCUGGCACAUGGAUUUAUGGUCACGCAGGCUGUUUGGGCAUAACAUACUUCCAGUAUUUAGGAAUCAACGCUUCCUCGUGCUCGAUCACUGCUUUCACAGUGGAAAGGUAAGACAGGCCAAAAGUCCUCUGAGAAGUGACUGAAAAUAUAUUACAUUAUGGCAGAAACAAUGCUCUCCAAACGUGCGCUGAAGGCAAAUAACGUAUUUCAUGAGGACGAUUGUGUGCAUUACAGAGGCAUUAACCUUUGAUUUUGUAUUUAUCGCUUCAUUACAUUUCUCUCUAUGUACUGGAUGAUGUACUUAGCUAGUUACAGCCGUGCUAUUGCGAAGAAUUCACAUUCAGUGUUUUCUCUGUUUUAAACUAAUAUUGUUUGCUACAUUAUGUAUCUCAGCAUCUUCACCUGCUGGAGAUAAUAGAUAUAGCUCACAGAAUGUUCCCUAUCUUUCUCCUUUUAUCUCCGUUCUAUCCUUUGUGUUCUCCGUUCUGUUUUCCAAAUCUUUCUUUCUUUUCUUCCCUCUGUCUUUCUCUUCCUCACCUUUUUUUCCUAUUUCAAUAAAAGAACACCAAUGGGUGUAUUUAGCACUAAUUAUUUAAUGUAUUAUAAAGAUGUCACAGUUAUCUCAGCUAGUCCUGCCCAUCUCAUUACUGUCAGUGUUAAAUAAACGUGAUUGAAAAUUGGCAGUGAUUCCCCUCAGUUGCACAAGUUAUACUCAUUUAGUUUGUUGAUGAAUGAGACAUCACAAGUAGAUCUACUGAAGCAAGGAGUAACUACCUUUAUUGUGACUUUUGUAUAUUUCCCACGAACCUCUGUUGUGCAUUCUUUCACAAGCACAAGGAAGACAGGGGCAUCGCUAGGUGGGGGGGUGGGAAGGUGAACACUGGCUGGAGCCCCAAGUGAGAUCCUGAAACUCUCGGGCCUUAUUAUGUCUCCAAGUCCUUGCUAUCUUUAAUGCACCAUGUUUGGAGUUAAUUAUACAGCUCAGAGGGGGUAGGGCAGGCGUGCCCAUAAAGUAGAUCCCCAUAUACUGCUGAACUCCCCCAAUGCUUCGUCAUUUUAAAGGCAUGCAAAGCAUUAUAGGAGUUGUAGUUCUAAAACAUCUGCGGAUCUACCUUUUGGGCACCCCUGGGGUAGGGUGUUAAUGCUUUGGUGAAAGGGUUAAUAACAGAAUGGCUUGAGGUUAACACAGCACAUGUGGUGUAUAUAGAUCCAUGUUAUACUCUGAUACAUUGUGCUGUAUAGAACACAUUAGGGUUUAGGAUUUGGACUUGGGACAUGGUUUAUUUUAGGAGGGGCCAUAAAUAUAUAUACCCUUGGGUAGAAGCCCAUGGUAUUUUUUUGCCACUUAGCAACCUAUGUUCCUGGCAUGAGGUUUUUAUCAUAUUUUGCAAACAAUUAUAUAAUAUUUAUAUAACACCAACACAAAAUACCUUGUGUGAAACAUAAUUAGAUGGAUCAUGUCAAUCAAAUAUACACCUCGAAGUGUCCCUCUAAAUGCAGUUUGGUACCUAAACUAUGAUGUAAAUAAAUGUAUCUGUGGAUCUUGUAUAUUGUAUGGACACGAUUACUGGUAAAUUCAAACAUUAUGAAAAUAAAAGGAAUUUCAUCUAGCCCCUCGCAAAAUAUGCUACAGAGGAAAAUUAUUUGCGCACAGCAGCGAGUAUUGCUUCUACUAAAUGUCAUUUAUUAAAGUUUUUCUUGACAUGCAUUAGUCCAUAAUUCACCCAGCUCAAUGUGUAGGUAAAGAAAGGGGUUUGUUGGCUAAAUAGCGAGUCAUGAUGAGCAGACAAGCAUAUUUCAAAAUGUAGGAUCAAAGUUAUAGGUGGUUUUCAAUGUGGAAUUUCAAUAGUGUAUUUUUCAGAGAUAUGACAGUUCCAUUUUAAUGGACAGUACCUUCGUAUGUUCUAAAUGAGGUAACUUUCAAAAUAUUACCACGUAGACAAAACAAAACAAAAGCAUAGCCUAUAGGUAGUUAGACUUGAGCAAAGGUUUGUUUCGCACGAUUUGUCCAAAUUCAAAUAUCUUUUAAUCCCCACCUUAACGAGUCUAUUGCCCAGGAUCUACCUGUGGAGUCUUAUUUUUUUAAUUCAACGAUUAAAACUCCACUUGUAAAUCUCACACUAUCAUCUCAUCUGCGUGUGGAUUAAAAAACAUUUGAUUCUGAUGAACCGUCUGAAACAGACUUUUGCACAAGUCUAAUAGUUAUCAUAAGUACACUCGGUUAGUAAAUAUUUUUUAUAUCUGACAGAUACAUUUAUCGAUUAUCCCUGAUCUCUGUUUACCUGCGUUUAUUCUCUAGGUACAUUGCUAUUUGCCACCCAAUGAGGGCACAGACCGUUUGCACUGUGUCGCGGGCUAAACGUAUCAUUGCCGUAGUGUGGAUCUUCACGUCGAUUUACUGCAUGCUCUGGUUUUUCCUGGUUGAUAUACACGUUAACAAGACCCAGCAGGUGGAAUGUGGCUACAAAGUAUCCCGUAACCUCUACCUGCCCAUAUACCUGACGGACUUUGCUAUUUUCUAUGUUAUCCCGCUUUUCGUGGCCACCGUCCUGUACGGCCUGAUUGGGAGGGUUCUGUUUCUCAGCCCCAUACCCCAUCAUCCUGAAAGCACUACCGACCGUUGGAGGGAAAAGAGUUCCAAGGAGAAAAAUGGCUCCCAAGCAGACACCAACAAAACUGCUAACCGCCCCAGGCCCAAGGGGGCGCUCUCCUCCAGAAAACAGGUAAUAGAGCAAUACCACAAGCGUAAAACAUGAGAAACAUAUAUAACACUAUGAAGGUCUGACCCAAAUUGGAAAUGAGACAUUACUGGUGUUACUAUUUUGUAAAAUAUGAUACUCUCUGUAUAUAUUUUGCUGAAGACUGAUGUUGUAUAUAUACAUACUUGGCUUAGCACUCCCCCUUUCUGUCCAUACAUAAAAUGAAAAUUAAUGCCAUGGUGCAAUCCCACGUUGAAAAUAUAUAGUAUUGAAAAAAGAGAUGCACUCUGCGGUCUUCAAUAUGGGAAGUGGUAUUCUAUUCCAUAUACAUGUUUACAUGUAUCCGAUCGACGUUUGGUGAGACAUUGGUGAGUACACUUACAAAUUUAUUAUAUAUAGAUUAAUAUUGGGGUAACACAUUGAUCUUGAGGAAGACCCGAACGGGUCGAAACGUUCAUCGGAUACAUGUAAACCUGUAUAUAGAUUAAAAUACCACUUCACUUAUCAAAGACCGCAGAGUGCAUCUCUUUUUUCAAUACUAUAUAUAUUCAUUUAUUAUAUUCCAAUAUGUAUAGGUUUGUGAAAGAAAUGUAAUAAUACUAUUUGUACCUCUUUAAGAGAGUGCACAAACUAAAGAUCGUGUUACAUAAAAUCAGUCAUAAAUGGGACAAUUCUAGCCAAAAUAGGACAAUCAUGUUCGCAUGCAGGUUUGAGGGCACAGUAUGAGGUCACAUUAUUUUUGGGGUACCAGAUUACAGGUUACAUGACCCAGUGGCAGCUAACUUUCUCUGUAAAGCAAUCUUACGCUAAAUCAGUACAAUUAUAGCUGUUCCAGAUUGAUAUAUUCUUGGGGUGAUUACCUGCACCCAGUAAAUAGCCUGGGGUGUAUCCAUGGCCCCUAUUUCCCCCAGUUCGUACAUCCAUGCACAGCACUUUAUAAAGCUAUCUCCCGGUACACAUGGCCAGUGCAGAAUCUUGACUCACAUUACUUUAACAAAGAUGUUAAUUUCGUGUAGGUUAAAGAUCCUUAUCUCUCAUUAUUUCCAAAGUUCACAGGUUGAAUAUUUCUCUGAAGGAAUCUGUGCUCAGUACUAGCUUGCAUUUUUUGUAUAAUUAAUAUAUUAUCUUUUGCCUGAAAAAUACCGACAUAUUCUUUGCGUGAUUAUAAUUAAAAUAUUCUGUUUUUUUGUUUUUUUUAUAAAAUGGAAACCUAUCACCCUUGCAUAAUGAUAAUUCAUUUCCUCCUGUGGGAUUUAUUAUAUUUUAAAUUACAAAUUUUACAUCAGAAUAUACUAUAUAUACACUGAAAGAAAUGUGACUGUUUUUCAGUUCACUCCAAUUCCCACUUAGUGAAUAAGCCCUUCAUACCUUGAUACAGUAACACAAAGUUUAAGGUAUUUGCAUCUUUAAAAAACCCCAAAACAAUCUAAGUACCAGAACCACUGCAGUAUACUGUAGUGACAAUGGUGUCAGGAGUGCCUGGCACCCUCCCCAAUGUAAGUAAUCAAUACACAUUCUAAUGGUCUACAUGGGGUGCAACAUGCGCCACUUCCUGCUUCAAUGACAGCGGAACCGCUCUGUUUAACCUAAGUGCAGGCCUGUCUUAUUGCCUGAGAACAAUCAGCUGACACUCUCAGCUAAUGAGCUGGACCUGCCCUGAGGUUAGCGCAGGAGAGCUAACAGAAUCUUCGAACAGGAGCUUCAGACUCUGAGCACCAGGAGAGAAGGGGAGGGGCAGCGCAUGGUGGACUGGGUACCAUAACCACUAUGGUGCUAUGUGCGCACAGACAUGCACAGUACAUAGUACUUACAGUGUCUCUUUAAAUCAGCUACAAAAGGUUAUUAUUUGCACAAGAGCCUUCCAUUUCUUUAGGCGCUCCGUACAUGUAAAGCAAUUUAAGUUUGUAGAAUAUGCCUGCGAAAUUAUGGGGUUUUAGUGUUUAUAUGAGAUGUGUGAUUGGCAAAGUGCAAGAGAAAUAUAUGAUGUCGCGUCGAGUGCUUUGUCAAUCACAGCGUCUGGCUUAGAACAUCAACUACUAAUUUGCACUGGAUAACCAAAUGGGGCCAACUUAAAAUGUCGUCCAAUUUCCAUAGCAACAUAACUAUACUGCAAGCAGUAUUCUGAAUAUUACUGUACUAUAAAAGACAAACUACUAUGUGAAGACACUUCUAAAGGUUGGAUAGGCUGUGUCUGUGGCAAUAGGUACAUGAAGGGGUUUACACAUUAAAUGCUGAAUUGUAGAGACUUGAAAACUGAAUUGGAAAAUGUAGACUAAAAUAACUACGCUCUGACUACAACUCACAUGGAGAAUUAUGCAAAAUCGGUUAUUUUGGCCUUAAAAUCUGUCCAUUUCUAUUUUAAUUUGCUGCUAUAUGGUGUUUACUGAACAAACUCUAAGUCUACUGCCUGGAGAUUUAGGAUUAAAAAGGAGGUAAUACGUAAAUUUGGCUAACCGCCUAAAGAAAGGAUAAGGAAAUUCCAGUAUAGAGGGCAUAGGCAUGCGCACGGGGCGUGCCGGGUGUGCCUGGGCACACCCUAAUCCCCGCGGCACGCCUAUGGAGUGAGCCUGGCAGGGGAGAUCUCAGAAAGGAUCCCCACCUCCACUGGACCACCAAGGAAGGCAGCAGCAGGAUACCCCUCCCUACAAAAGGUAAGAAGGGAGGGGGGAUAUUAAGUAAUCUGCCCCCACCUCCACUGGACCACCAGGGAAGGCAGCAAGGAACAAGAAUCCCCCCUUCCUACAUAAAGUAAGAAGGGAGGGGGGAUAUUAAGUAAUGUACCCCCACCUCCAACCCCUACAAUCACCCACACACAUGCAGCACCCACACACAUACAGCACCCACAGACGUACACAGCACCUACACACAUACAGCACCCACAGACAUACACAGCACCUACACACAUACAGCACCCACACACAUACAGCACCCACACACAUACACAGCACAUACACACAAACAGCACCCACACAUAUACAGCACCCACACACAUACACAGCACCUACACACAUACAGCACCCACACACAUACAGCACCCACACACAUACACAGCACCCACACACAUACAACACCCACAGACAUACAUAGCACCUACACACAUACACACACACGCAUACAGCACCCACACAUACAGCACCCACAGACAUACACAGCACCUACACACAUACAGCACCCACACACAUACACAGCACCAACACACAUACAGCACCCACACACAUACACAGCAUCAACACACAUACACAGCCCACAGACAUACACAGCACCUACAGACAUACACAGCACCAACACACAUACAGCACCCACAGGCAUACACAGUACCUACACACAUACAGCACUAACAGACAUACACAGCACCUACACACAUACAGCACCUACACACAUAAAGCACCCACAGACAUACACAGCACCUACACACAUACAGCACCCACAGACAUACACAGCACCUACACACAUACAGUACCCACACACAUACAGCACCCACACACAUACAGCACCCACAGACAUACACAGCACCCACACACAUACAGCACCCACACACAUACACAGCACCAGCACACAUACAGCACCCACACACACAUACAGCACCCUUACAAACACGCACAGCACCCUCACAAACACACACAGCAACCUUACACACAGCACACAAACAGCACCCUCACACGCAGCACACAAACAGCACCCUCUCACACACACAGCACACUAACAGUACCCUCACAAACACAAACAGGACCCUAACAAACACACACACGGCACACUACCAAUACCCUCACACACAAACAGCACCCUCACACACAGUACAUUAUCAGCACCCUCACAAGCGCGCACACACAAACACCCUCACCCACAUAGUACACUACCAGCACCCUCACACACACAUCACACUAACAGCACCCUCACACAGCACACACACAGCAGUGUAUGUGUGUGUGUAUAUAUGUGUAUAUAUAUAUAUACAUAUAUAUAUGCGGCGUGUGCUUGUGCUUUAGGGUGCCUAUGAUAGAUGGUAUAUGGUGCCAGGUAGAUUGUCCUGCAUAUUCUCUACUGCCUCUAACAUGUGUUUGAGGUGCUCACAAGAGACAGGCAUAAUGCUCCAUACCUGUUGGACGCACACAGCCAUUAAGUCAUUUUGGAGCAUAGUGGAAAACAUUGCGUCUAAAGCACUAGGAACAGACACAACACUCACCCCUGAACUAUGCAUUUUAUUUAUAUCACAAACACUUUCAGAGAUCGGCUGCAGUUCUACUUUUUCAUAUAUUUGUAGCAGCGAACCUUUUGAUAGCUGGGUCAUGGAAGUCCACUGAUACACCAACAUCUUAUCAAAUAAAAAAAUAGAGUUGGGUGAAUUACGGAGGGUGCGCUAGAAUGGGGAAGUACUCACAGAGACCACACUAAUGGUAGAAAUAUUUUAGAGCAUGUAAGUGAGAGCCAAAAGCAUUGAGGAGGACUAUUGGCACAUUAUAGAAACCAAUAGAGAGAGAAUUACCCCUAUUUCAUGAGGUCGACCGGCACUGCUACUUAAGGGUUAUCACCCAAUUCUGUAAAAUUGCUGAGCCGAUGUAUAUAGGUGACUAAAAAUGAACCAUAGGAUGAGAGCCUACAGAUAUUUUCAUGUAAAAUAGGACGCAUGUAAAUACUGAGCAUAUCAAUUUGUGUAUUGAUCUAUUCAGCAGAGCGUAUUGGUAUCUGUCGAUUGAUUCUGUUAACCCACCGAUAUCAUUGUGAACUCCCUCCUUUCUCUUUUUUUCUCUACCCCCAAAUUACCUUUGACUCAUUAAAAAUUGUCAAGUUGAAAAAAUAAAAGAAGCUAAAUAAAUGGCUAAUAAAGGAAAACUAUAGUGUUAGAAUUCAAACAUGUGCUGCUAAUGCUCUAGUGCCCUAUUUGUUGGUUUGUUUAGGAACUUCCAUUUCCAGUAAAAAAAACAUAGAAAAAAGGACUUUACUUCCGUGCCAAGACUCCCUCGGUGCUGCUGACCCUCCAACUGUUGCGCAUGUGCCGUGAGCACCCCACGCAACCAAAGCCGUCACACAGGAAAAGCAUUGAUUUCACACUUCCUGUGAGCUUCCAAGUCAUGUGACCCAGUUUUACUCAGUCAGUGAAGGCACCUCUAGUGGCUGUCAGUGUUAAAGCCACUAGUGGGGUGUUGAACCCUGUAAAGUAAACAUUGCAGUGUCUAAAAAUUUUAAAUAAAAUGUUCUACAUUGCAGGGUUCAAACUAAAGGAUCACUGCAUCCUGACCACUUCAUUAAGAUGAAACGGUCCUUUAAUAGUUAUAUAACAAUAUUGAUAAUAAUUUGCUGCCACUAUAUGCUGUUGUGCUAUAUAAUAAGUAAAUUAAACAUGCAACAAAGUGUGUCCAAAGAUUUUUGGUUUUGACUUGCCCCCGCCCUUUUCUCCUUCCCCCUUCCCCCUUUUUCCAGUUGUACUUUUUGUUUGUGUUACAAUAAUUAUAAAAUUGAGACCUGUAUAGGUAGCAGCUUACACUAUAAAGGGGGUGGUGGUACAUAAAAAUGUUAUAUACGAAAUAUAUAAUAUAAAAUCUAAAACGGCAUCAAAGGGUUUAUUCAUUAAAGACAAAAUUGUAGUGAAUUGAUGGCCAAAUUGGAAAACUUAAUAAAAAAAUAAAAAAUAGCUGAUUUGUAAACUUUAUCCAAUUCAGCUACAGUCACAGCUUGGUUAUGCCUUAUGCAAAACCUAAGUUUUCUGAUUCUAUUUUUUUAAUUAAUUGGAUUAUUGUUGGGAAUUCCAAGUGAAUUUUAUAUUUAUUGGAUGAACUCCUGAUUGAGUUUGCUGGUCUAAACAGACUAGGAAUUAUCAGACAUUUCUUCUUUCAAAGGAAACUAUCGUGCUAGGAAUACAUAUAGUGUGCUCCCUUGCACCACCCACUCCUCCCACUGGUUCCAGCGCCGAAGUCUCUCGGUACAAGGUCAGGCUCUGCCUCUGCCUCUGCCCCAUCUCUACUGAUGCCAACCGACGGCGUAAGGGGGGAGCUAAUGCACAUGUGCUUUCAAUUACAAUUGCAGGUUUAAACUGACAGGGACACUGCACCCAGACUACUUUAAUGAGCUGAAGUGGUCUGGGUGCCUAUAGUGUCCCUUUAAUGAACUUUUGCACAUUAAUCAAAUUCCCAGUUCCGAGCUUAUUGUUAUUGAUUAUAUAUUGAUUGUUUUUUCUGAUCUACGUAAUGUGUUGCAACAUAUAAUAAUACUUCCCUUAACGACCCAUUCAGUAAAAUCGCAUUAGUAAUGCAGAAACUGAAUUCGUUUACUGAGGUCAUUGAAGUGUCGAUGUGAUCCCCUAGGGCUGUAUUAUGCCUUUAACAUGCAUCGUACAUGUUUGCUGACUUGGGUAAUAACUAGCAUUCUUUCCCGGAGAGAUUAUGAAUGGAAGAUAUUUGGGUUUCACUAAACUUAGGAGCAUUGUCUGUGUAUUAUAAUUAUAAAACAUCCACAUGGAUACAUUGCUAUAGAUCAUUAUAAAAUAAGUUAUUUGGUUGUGAAAUGACAUCAUUUGGUCAGGGUGAUUUACUAAGAUGUGAAUUGUCAGGAGAUAAAAGUCAAUGUAAAAUGUCACUGCGUUGUUUAGAUCACUGACAGCCCCACAGACAGCUGUGAAUGACAAUCUGUCAGACCUGAUUUGCUGACUGCUAUUAAAUUGACUAAAUUGGCCGUAUAACUUUCAGGAAAUGAUGGAAACCAUGUAAAUAUAUUUUAAUAAUCCGGGCUAAUAAAUUAAUCUUUUAUGAGUUAUUUUGUUUUAAAAUUUCCCCUCAUUUUAAAACAUUUUAUUUGUACUUAGUCUUUUGCUCAGUGUAUCUGUAAAGAAUUAUCAGAAUGUGUGUAUGUGUGUAUAUGUGUGUGUGUGUAUAUAUAUAUAUAUAUUCUAUAUGUGCACUUAGACUUAAAGCUUUAAUUUACGGUGGACCAAACGCAUCCUCACAUGCCUCAGUCACUAAGAGGUUAAAGAAUACUGACCUUUUCAAGUAAUCUCACACCCUACCCCCACCCCUCCCUCCAGUGCUGUACAUGUCAUUGGGCAAUAUGAUAUUAUAGAGGGACGUGUAUUUAAUAGCAUAGGGUUAACAGCUGCAUGAAAAAUGCUUUUAUAGUAGUGAAUUUGUUUCGUAGAGCACUUAGCAUCCAUUUGGUGGUGCCAGUAAGAGGUAUUGCAGCUGCGUACCUCCCUUGAGAACGCUACCUGUGAUCGUACUUUGCUCUCUCAGUGGGCCAACGUCCGCAAUUACAUGGGAAUGGGUGGGAUUCGGAGACUACAGAUCUGUCUGCUCCCCUCAUAUCCAGAAACACAAGCUAAAACUGACGGGGAACUAUUGGGAAAAACUCUAUAUCAUUAUGUUGUAGCACAUAUUAAUAUAUGUUAUCCCGCAAAGGUAUAACGGCCAUAUACAUAUAAAAACAUAUAAAAUAUAUUAGGGAUUAUAUUACCGCCUCCGGAUUCUCUAUUGUCAGCAAGGGUCAAGGUGACAGUAAUCCAAACAGUUAGACCAACUACUGUCUGUACAAUAAUCAGGGAACACGGCAGCUCACACUGGAGGGAACAUGGCAGCUCACACUGGAGGGAACAUAGCAGCUCUCACUGGAGGGAACACAGGAGGGAACACGGCAGCUCACACUGGAGGGAACAUGGCAGCUCACACUGGAGGGAACACAGGAGGGAACAUGGCAGCUCACACUGGAGGCAACACAGGAGGGAACAUGGCAGCUCUCACUGGAGGGAACAUGGCAGCUCACACUGGAGGCAACACAGGAGGGAACAUGGCAGCUCUCACUGGAGGGAACAUGGCAGCUCUCACUGGAGGGAACAUGGCAGCUCACACUGGAGGGAACACGGCAGUUCACACUGGAGGAAACAUGACAGCUCAAAGUGGACGUAACAUGGGAGGGAACAUGGCAGCUUACAUUAGAGGGAACACGGGAGGGAACACUGAAGGAAACACGGCAGCUCACAGUGGAGGUAGCAUGGGAGGUAACAUGGCAGCUUACAUUAGAGGGAACACGGGAGGGAACACUGAAGGAAACACGGCAGCUCACAGUGGAGGUAACAUGGGAGGGAACAUGGCAGCUUACAUUAGAGGGGACACGGGAGGGAACACUGGAGGGAAUACGGCAGCUCACGCUGGAGGGAAUACUAUGUAAAGGGGACAGAAUUGCAGAGGAGGGUGUACCACUGAUACAAUGUGUGUCGUUAGUGGUUGGAAAGUAACAUUUCUCCAUGUUGGUGUCUCAAGUAAGAGUGAUUUGCAAAGUCCUGUUUGAUGUUCAAGGAGUUAAACGUCAGAGUCCUCCUGUCACUCUAGCUCUCCGUGCCCUGACGCGUGUCGCAGGGAGCAGUGGCCAGCGCACAGGCACUGAACGCUGGGACCACACAAAUCAGUUUUCCUAUCAGUGCUCCAGAAAUCCAUUAGCUAUUUUUUCCUCUUCUCUGACUACUGCUGUAUUGUUUAUUAAAAGCAGAAAUAAGACACUCUCGCUGGUAGUGUUGCGUUCAAGUGGAUAUGGCCUGCUGUGAGAUUGGAUUGUUUUACACUUUAAUACCUGCACUUUUAUGAAUACAAUUACAGCAGGAAAGGACUGCAACAGCUGUGCUUUCUCCUUAAUUCUCUAAGAAGAAAAAGGAGUUCAGCAAGUCGAGGUCAUAAAAGAAAAAUAUGCCGUUAUUACGAAGCAUACUGCGCCAGAAAUCAUGUUAUCUAUUUAUAUAUUGAUAUUCCUACUGAGUUUGCAUGCAGUAGUUCUUAUUUUUCUAGCAGGUUCCUACAUAUGAAAUAUAUCCGAAAUUCCUGCAGUUUAUCAGGAAGAGUGAGUAUGCUGCGUACCAGACUUGGGGAUAUUUGUAGGUUUAUGUGUCCCCAUAUGACUAUUCUUCUGGGGACGGGAGGGGUGUGUGUCGCACCUGGGCAGGGAACCAUAUGGAGGAGGCCAAUGCUAGCCUCGGAGACCCAUCGACAGGUUUAAAAGAGGAGCCGUCAUUUCCAAUUAUUUGUAAUAAUUCAUUUACUUAUCCUGUUUACUUAAAGGAUAACACAAAAAAACAUAACCAUUACAACUCACUGAUGUGGGGAUGGUGCCAGGAGUUCCCUAAUGCCCACCUCACCCCAAAUUAGCAAUUGUGAAUAAUCAAACUGUUUUAGAAUAGUUUAGCUUCUCACCCAGGGUUCCGCAUUCCUAAACAUCUUGAUUAGUUAUAAUGGUAGGGGGGUGGGGGAGAGGGGUUCUGGAAACUUCUGGCACCAUAAGUAUUGCAUCAUGCUGUUGUGGUUAUAGUGUUUUGAGUUCUCCUUAACCCCUUAAGGACCAAACUUCUGGAAUAAAAGGGAAUCAUGACAUGUCACACGUCAUGUGUCCUUAAGGGGUCAAAGGGCUAAAGGGCUAAAUAACAGAGUUACAGCUGAAUUGAAGGCAUUUUUGAAAGUUGUUAAAUUUAGACUCUCAAGUACUGUAGACUCACAGUGAAUGAGCCCAUGGCUGUCUUCUGGUUACUGGUCUUUUUGGAUUACAACCCGUGCUUUAGUUUUAAAAAAGCUGUGUUUAAUACAGCGUACCAUUGCCACAGUACUCACAGAAAUGCAGAAUGAAGUCUGAAACACAAUGCCUGUCUGUGCUUAUAACGGAUUCCCCAUACUACCGAGUAUAACUGCGGCCACCCAGCCGAACAAUUAGAACCCUCGAUUAUUGAGGUGUCAGGAGAGGUCAACAUGGGGUUAACAAGCACAGAGGUGGUCCACAGUUCGUGAGUCUGUUCGGUUCCCGAACAGUACAAAUAAACCCCAUGAACCAAGUCUUUUUACAGGUCCUUUCCAUGGCCUAUAGUCCUGGGGCAGGAGGCUAGCUAGCAGGCUCCUCCAGGAGCUCGGGGUGAAAGGAAGUUUGUCACAUUGCUCACUUGCAUCUGAAGUUAGGAACUCUGGGAAUGUUGUGGAAACAGGAAAAAAAAAGUCCAACUUGAGACGUGUCGGUGAUGCACAAAUAUGUUUUCAGUUAAUACUGUUCUAUUAACCAUAAAUAAUUGCAUCUCUACAUGACUGAGUUCCUGAAAAAUGACUGGCCAACAGUUUAAGAACUGGCUUCAAAUAGACUUGUUAAUUACUGAGCCGUAUUCCUCUGCUAGAUGUUGUAUGUGAUCAUGCAUGCAAUAAUAUCUACAGACUCCUUAAAGUGGUUUAAGAUUUAUAAUGCAGAUUAUGGAUCAGACACAUGACCUUAGUGAUAGGUAGAUCAAGGCUCUGUAAAUAGUGAGCUGAUCCCUUCAAAUAAGUUCACAGAAGUUCAGUCUGAUCACAGAAUGGCUAAUCACAUCUUUAGGUAAAUCACUCAGUGACAAACGAAGUACCCGUCACCCCGAGAGUCCUUAUUAUCUUAUAAGUAAUCUUUAAUAGUGGUUAAACAAACAAACAGGCAUAUUCCUAGUUAAAUUGCCUUUCCUACACCCUUAUUUACUAAAUACAUCCAAUUUUUGUAAAUAAUACUAUUAAUUGCAAUAAGCUAAAAAAAUUCCAUAGAAAUAUUACUUUCCAAAUGACCUGGGUGGUUCAGUCCCAAACUUGUGCCCCUGUUCCACCCUCCCUCUUUCUUGAGAAAGAGUAGCGCAUUGCGUUCGGCAAUAACAAGUUGAAACAAUAAAGACAUAGAAGCAGGUACUUCAUGUAGGAAAAGAUUACACAUUAGUAAUAGUGAGACAUGGAAUAAAUUAUCGUCAUAGAGGAAUAAGGAACUCAGGUUCCGAGAUUGACGGAAUGGUUUUAAUGGCUUUGUGAUUUUCUUUAUAAUAAAUAACAUUAAGUAGAUUUCCUUUGAGCAAACUGUUCAUGUCCUUCAACCUGCUCAUAUUUGUAUAUUUGAAUGGAAUAGCAAUUAUAAAGAUUAAUUUAUUUUUUUUGCUUGAAUUAUUGUUUGUUGGCACAAUAUGUCAGAAAGAUGUUUGUUUUUUAUGUUGAAUAUUGCAAAAUACCUUUUCAAUAAUAAAAACAAAUAUGUGAAAAGAAAGAUGUUUGCCGAUGCCUCACAAUAGGACUAUUCUAUGGCAAAAUGUUCUUCGGCAAAUGGAAGGCAGAGUGAGCCCCUUUCCCAUCAGAUUCACAUACAAAUAUGACCCUAUUAACUAUCCCUACUCAUACUAUACCAUGCAGAUAAAUUAUUCAAAAUGAUUUCUCACUUUUUAUUAAAGGGACCUUCCAGGCUCCUAGAGCACUUCUACUUGCUUUUUUUUUUUUUAAAACACUAACCUUGUUACAACUCCCCCCCUCCCUCUCCAACUGUCAAUCAGAUAUCAGGUCCAGUUACUUCCUGGUUUGGUUAGCUCAGUGGAGACAAACUCAAGAGGCAGCAAAAACCCAGAGCACCUGCCUUGCAGAGACUUCUCAUAGAGCUGCAUUGGGAAGUCUGUGAUUGGACAGUCACAGAAAGUCUGGGAGGGGUUAGAAGGGAAGGGCUUAUAAAGGCUUAAGAUAAGAUCUGCAGCUUUUGCAAACAAUUUUUAGCUAUACCACCAAUGACAAAUGCAUAGUUAAAUUAAUGCAUGUUUUAAUUGGGGGUAUAUUUGCUAAACUGAAAUUUUUCAAAAAAAAUGUGUUAUUUCCCACUAGUGCGUGUUUUAGUAUUAUCCCCAAAUACCGGUAUACAGAUAGAGUUAUGCAUAAGCCAUGGACUAUUGGAAGCACCGGAGUACUGGUUUGAGAAUUGCUGUUGUACAAUAUUUAUGUUAUCAGUUCAUUAUCUUUCUCUUUCUUUUUACAGGUCACCAAGAUGUUAGCAGUGGUGGUGAUACUCUUUGCUCUUUUAUGGAUGCCCUAUCGGACCUUAGUUCUAGUCAACUCCUUCAUGAGUAACCCAUACCUGGACGCUUGGUUCCUUUUGUUUUGCCGUAUUUGCGUCUAUGCCAACAGUGCCAUCAAUCCUGUGAUUUAUAAUGUGAUGUCCCAGAAGUUUCGCACCGCCUUCAAGAGACUGUGCAAGUGUGGACAUGAAGACACCCAAAGGAGGAGUAUGUACAUGACCACUAAUAGCUACAGCAUGGUUCGAGAUGCAAACACUGGAGCGGAGAAGAAAGACAAGGCUGUCCUACAGAAACCUGCGGUUCUAGCAAAACAGACCAGCAUUGGAGGAAUUGAAGGAGAACUUUACUACAGCGUCGUUUAA
Pelobates cultripes (western spadefoot toad) is the source of this 15119-nucleotide messenger RNA. The record is from the annotation of a GenBank genome assembly. NCBI's taxonomy places the organism in Eukaryota, Metazoa, Chordata, Amphibia, Anura, Pelobatidae.